Messenger RNA from Astyanax mexicanus (Mexican tetra), 1630 nucleotides. RefSeq names its product keratin 15 (gene krt15). The coding region runs from base 65 to 1534 and encodes 489 amino acids. The transcript is spliced from 7 exons. Lineage: Eukaryota; Metazoa; Chordata; Actinopteri; Characiformes; Acestrorhamphidae. The record is from RefSeq and is a predicted model, not a curated record. Gene Ontology annotation, molecular function: structural molecule activity.
CAGCUCUACAGUCUCUUCCUCUCUCCAAGGACAGAGUCUGCUCUCCUCACUUCCUGGCCUCACCAUGACCAGUACCCUCAGUUAUGCGUCCUCAGGGAGAUCCUUCAGUGGUGGCUCCUUCAGGGGUCCUGGUCGCUCCUCCAUUGGUGUCGGCGGUGGUAGCAGAGGUGUCGCGCUGGUCGGACGUGCUCCCAGCAUGCACGGAGGCUCUGGAGGAUAUGGUGUGCGCAUCUCCACCGCCUCCAUGAGAAGUGGUGGUGGUGGUGGAGGGUAUGGCUUAGGAGCUGGAGGUGGAGGGGGAGCAGGCUUAGGCUUAGCAGCUGGAGGUGGUGGUGGUUGGGGAGCAGGCUUUGGCUUAGGAGCAGGAGGUGGAGGUGGAGGGGGAGCAGGCUUUGGCUUUGGUGGAGGCUUUGGAGGAGGUGACCUGAGUGCAACAGCCAAUGAGAAGGCCACCAUGCAGAACCUGAACGAUCGCCUGGCCUCCUACCUGGAUCAGGUGCGCGUCCUAGAGAUGAGCAAUGCUGAUCUUGAACUAAGGAUCAAAGAGUACCUGGGGGGUAAGACCGCCCCCUCUUCCAGAGAUUACUCGAACUAUGAGGCCACCAUCAAGGAUCUGCAAGAUAAGAUCCAGGAUGCAACCAGAGUAAAUGGAGGCCUCUACUUGAGCAUUGACAAUGCUAAACUGGCAGCAGACGACUUCAGAACCAAGUAUGAGAAUGAACUCUCUAUGCGUCAGUCAGUGGAGGCCGACAUUGCUGGGCUGAAGAGGCUCCUGGAUGAGCUGACACUGGCCAGGUCAGACUUAGAGAUUCGAAUCGAAGGCCUGAGGGAGGACAUAAUCUACCACAAGAAAAACCAUGAGGAGGAAAUGGCAGCAAUGCGCACUCAGAUGUCUGGCAACGUGAACGUCCAGGUGGCAGCAGCACCCGGUGAAGAUCUGAAUCACAUUCUGUCUGAAAUUCGAGAGCAGUAUGAAAAUAUGGUUUCCAAGAACCAGCGUGAACUCGAUGCCUGGUUCCAGACCAAAAAAGAGACUUUGGGCAAAGAGGUGGCAGCCAGCGCAGCAGACCUCAACACGUCCAAAUCAGAAGUCACAGAGAUCAGACGGACUUUGCAAAGUCUGGAGAUCGAGCUACAGUCCCAACAAACCAUGAGAGAUGCUCUGGAGGGUACUCUAGCAGAAACAGAAUCACGCUACUCUGCGAAACUAGGUAGGAUGCAGGCGAAUAUCACCGGAAUAGAACAGCAGCUGCAGGACAUCAAAGCUGAAAUAGAGCGGAAAGACCAGGAGUACAGAAUGCUGCUGGACAUCAAGACCCGCCUUGAGAUGGAGAUUGCUGAGUACCGGAGGCUGCUUGAUGGAGAAAUUGGCGGCGGUGGUGGAGGAGUCAGUUUGAGCAGUGUCAGCAGCGUGAGCAGUGUCAGCAAUGCCAGCAGUACCAGUACUGGCCCCACUCGUACUGUGAAGGUGAAGACCAUUGUGGAGGAGGUGGUUGAUGGGAAGGUGGUGUCCUCCUCCUCCACCACUGAGUAAACCCAGGCUGACGCCAUUAAAGAUCAUGAAACGAUCCACAACUGUCACUUCAGGCAACUGAACAAGAAAAUAAAUAAAACAGUUCAUGCAAAAUGA